CAAGCAGAGCAGACCAGAGACGGGGAUCUCAGCUGCCAAUACUUUUUCCACGACGAGAAUCCAGAUUCCGGGCCCGGGGACGGCGGGGCAGAGACAUGGACAAGUUGUCACUGUGUUUCCUGGUCGUCAUCGGCCUCCCUGGAGCUUUUCUCCAAAGCGACAUGCAAAAAAAGGCCUUUGUGUUCCCCAUAGAGUCCGAUAAGUCCUUUGUAACCCUGUUUGCUCAAGUCCAGGAGCCAUUGAAGGCUUUCACCGUAUGCCUGCGAGUCUAUACCGCCUUGACCCGCCCAUAUAGCCUCUUCUCUUACGCCACCAAGACACAGAGCAAUGAGAUCCUCCUCUUCAAGUACAAGAGUGGAGUAUACAGCGUAUCUGUGGGUGGCUCGGACGCCUACUUCAAGACUCCGGAGAAGUCUUAUGCACCAGUGCACUUCUGCACUAGCUGGGAGUCCAGCUCGGGGAUUGUAGAGCUCUGGGUGGAUGGGAGGCCCAUGGUGAGGACGAGUCUGAAGAAGGGAUACACUGUGGGGGCAGGAGCAAGCAUCAUCCUGGGGCAGGAGCAGGAUUCCUUUGCUGGGAACUUUGAUACGAAACAGUCCUUAGUGGGAGACAUUGGAGAGGUGAACAUGUGGGACUUUGUGCUGUCACCAGUCGAAAUAAACUCCGUCUACAAUGGUAAGGCCUUCAGCGCCUUCAGCGCUAACGUCCUGAACUGGCAGGAGCUGAAGUAUGAAGCACAAGGUGAAGUGUUCGUCAAGAACCAGCUGUGGAUCUGAGACCUUCUGUCAGUCCUGGAGCUGCCUCCUGGGGGUGGGGGGUGGGGUCACACCUCACAUGGCCCUCUUUCGAUCCGGCUCUGAGGGGGGACCCCUACACACGUGGGGGGGCCGUGUUUCCCUCUGCCUCCUCCACUCUGUUUUCAUCAGCACAAGGGACAGCGCCGGGCAGAGGGGCUGUUCGGGACCACACCACCUGACCUGGGGGAGGGGCGCCUGGGUGGCCCAGUCCUUUGAGGUUUCGGCAAAGGUCAUGAUCUCAUGGCUUUGUGG
Herpailurus yagouaroundi (jaguarundi) is the source of this 1049-nucleotide messenger RNA. It is a transcript of the gene CRP, whose product is annotated as C-reactive protein. The transcript has 2 exons. NCBI's taxonomy places the organism in Eukaryota, Metazoa, Chordata, Mammalia, Carnivora, Felidae. Bases 96 to 776 code for a protein of 226 amino acids. Gene Ontology annotation, molecular function: low-density lipoprotein particle binding; complement component C1q complex binding. Gene Ontology annotation, biological process: innate immune response. The record is from RefSeq and is a predicted model, not a curated record.